ACCAAAGAAAAUGACAAAUUCACAAAAGAAACAUGUGGGAGAUUCAUCAACCUCUCAAAAAAAAGCAAACAAGCAAAGCAAAUGCUUUCGACACACUGUGGAACAAGUUCAACAUCUUAAAGAAUUCUUGAAGAAAUGUCCACAUCCUGAUAAGGACCAACUAAUUCAAAUUGGUAAGGAGGUAGGGCUUAACCCUAAGAAGAUCAAGACUUGGAUUUAUAACAACAAGACCACAACAAAGACACAAAUUGAGAAAUCAGACAACAAGACUCUCCAGACAGAAAAUGAAAGAUUCCGUUGUGAGAAUAUAGCAAUGAAAGAGGCAGUGAAGAAAAUUAUAUGCCCACAAUGUGAUUCUAAAAGAGCAAGCAAUUUAGAAAAUUUGAAAGAACAAAAUCAAAGGUUGACAGAUGAGAUUCUUUGGUAUUCUAUUCUGCUAGGACGAGAAGCUUUCUAGAGUCACAACUACUCGUGGAGUGGACAAAGGGCAUGAAUGACCUCAGUAAAGUUAUUCUCCAGGAGUUUUGGCAGUACAAUGCAUUUCAUAAUUUGUAGUGAAAUCUUUUUCUUUCAUCCAUAUAUAUUGACCUUAAAAUUAUUAAAUUUACUGUUUUCUUAGUUUGUUGAAUGGUUUAACAUUAUAUUGAUGUGAAGUAGUUUUGUUAUAAAUAAAA
Solanum tuberosum (potato) is the source of this 674-nucleotide messenger RNA. RefSeq names its product homeobox-leucine zipper protein ROC8-like. The coding region runs from base 11 to 457 and encodes 148 amino acids. The transcript has 4 exons. NCBI's taxonomy places the organism in Eukaryota, Viridiplantae, Streptophyta, Magnoliopsida, Solanales, Solanaceae. Gene Ontology annotation, molecular function: DNA binding. The record is from RefSeq and is a predicted model, not a curated record.